Messenger RNA from Papilio polytes (common Mormon), 3683 nucleotides. RefSeq lists its product as uncharacterized. The record is from RefSeq and is a predicted model, not a curated record. The transcript is spliced from 5 exons. Bases 84 to 2588 code for a protein of 834 amino acids. Lineage: Eukaryota; Metazoa; Arthropoda; Insecta; Lepidoptera; Papilionidae.
UUGAUAUCCAGACAUCGCAGCAAGAGGUCGCCACUAACUUACACACUGUGUUUUGUUUUGUCUCCGUGAUAAAUGUAUUAAGCAUGACAAUAAAGUGGUCGUGGGUGCUGGUCGCCCUCGUAGUCGCCAGCGCGAGCUGCGAAAGGGAGCGCAGAGGGUCAUCUCUUCGCGGCGCUCUGGAGGCUCUGCAACGACGACAACGGGGACGCAGCCAUGGCCCAAUAAUGCCUCCACCUGACUACGAGGACAUCUACGAGUAUCUGCCUCCACAUGCAUAUCCAGAAAACGACUACGUUAUAGAUACGGAAGAUACUGUCGAGAGUGCUCCAAAAUACAUCUUUGAACUUUUGGAUGACGAAAACGAACGUUCUCCAGAAGGUGCCUACGAAUAUAAAGUAAUCAAAAAGAAAACCCACCCUAAUUCCUUAAAAAAAGAAUCAGCGUUUCGUGAAAGGACCCAAAAUUCCGAUAAUGACGUACUUCGGAACAUAUUCAUGAACCCGAACAAUGAAGACGAUAAAAUGCAAGAUCGAGCAGAGAAUGAUGCUGAAUAUGCGCUCCUCUUAAAUCAAUUAUGGUCUAAAUAUAAACAAAAUAAUAACAAUGUACGAGCUGAUAAUACAGAGGCACCCCAAGGUGUAGUCAAAUUGUACAAGGAAAAAGUUGUCAAAAAAAGGUACCCCGACAACUGGGGACCCAUCGCAUUUAAAAAGAAACGUAGUUCCGACUUAGAAGAGGAACGAUUAAAUUAUGAAGAGUCCAAAAAUCGUGUUGAUAACGUAAAUCACAAUUACAAUGCAUAUGACGUAGCGGAUAAUGAUAACAACGAUAUGCAAGAAGAGUAUGCAAUCGCUUUCCAACCAAUAGACGAUGACAGACUAUCAGAAAUUUUAGAUGAUGAUCAGUAUCCUUAUGAUGCGAUUGAAAAACGCUUUCCAGUCACGAAGCGUAGCAGUGGACCCUACAUAAGCCCACAACAGAAAAGAUUUGCGCCCAAUCAAAGCAAACGAGAUUUACCAAAAACAUUUAGAAGUAACACUGGAACCGAUCCAAAAGUCUUAAGAGAUCUGUCAAAAAUAUUUGGUGAACCUGAGUCUGAAAUCAUUAAAAACCCCGUAAAAAGAAGCAGCGAUCAUGAUGAAACCUCGCAUGAGAUGAAACCACCUAACCUCACUAUUCUAAGCCAUAAUGAAACACAUCAACACAAUGUUACGCAAGUUGAAGAGGACAGUCAUGAUCAUAGCCAUAUAAUUCAUCAUCCGGGCUUGUCUGGAAAGAAAAUUGAACAUGAUCACGACGACGACCAUGACCACGAACACGACCACGAACACGACCACGACCACGAACACGACCACAGUCACGGUCGCGGUCACGAUCACGAUCACGACCAUGCUCAUAAUCAUGAUCACAGCCACGGUCACGCUAAAAGUCAUGUUCAUGACCACGAUCAUAAACACGAAAAUGAUAAAGCUGAUAAACCUCUGAACAUCAAAAAGAAAUCCAUAGACUGGUCUGAUUAUUUUGGAGUUGACAAGCGUUUCAAGAAAUCUGUAUCAUUUGUUAAUGAUUUAAAUCAAGACAGGCUCAGGAAACAAUAUUUCGACAUAUUCAAUAAAGAGGUCAUCUAUCCUGUGAACUCCUUUCGUAAACACACAAACGUAAAGAGGAACUUCAUUCAGCCAAAACCAAACGAAGAGACAGAAAUUCAGAUAGAUCACACGCAGGCUGUUGCAAUUCGCAAUGACAAUAAACGAAACACUGCUCUAGACAACGAUUCUAAACUAGACAAUAUCGACAAGAAAUUGCGAAAUAUGGAAGGACUGAUCGUGGAUGAAGCUUUACACUACUCUAAUGUAGGCGAAAAACUGGAUUCAAAGGAAGAACAAGAAAUGAAAGAAAAAUUACUGUCUCGCUUGGCCGCCGCAUACAGCCUGGAGAAAAUGAGAAAAGCAUUAAAAGAAUUUAAGCAAAGCUUGCAAACACAGAAGGCAAUAAAUAUGAAACUGUCUACAGGUAAUGACGAGACAAAAACUAAAAGGGUUGCAGUCAAAAAAGAGAAAGCUAUUUCAACUACCAAUGAUGUUGCCAAUUACCUAAAAGACGAUGAUAAAAUUGAUGAUUUCCAAGACGAACAAGGUGCGGGACAUUAUUUAAAUGGAAAAAUAGAAGAACAGCUUUCGGAAGGUUACAUGGGUGGGAGCGGACGACAUCGUACACCAAUUAUGUCAAAUGUUGGUUCAACGGGCCCAUGUCCGGUUCUUGCAAAGAUUAUUCAAAGGUGCCGUGGUGUUGAUUUAUUGGCCGGAGAUCGAGGACAACUCUUCCUCACUCACUGCAGCCUUCAUCAAAUCUGCUACUUAUGUGGCGAAGCGGCACCGACAACUUGCGAUUUAGUUUUCCUAUCGGAAGCUGAUACUACUUGUGAAGGCGACAUGAAUUGCCAACGUGCGGCGCGCUCCACUUUGAUGGCUCUUCGAGAGCUGCACGACAACCUGACCGACGAACUGGACGGAGAAUGCGAGGCCAGCCCUUGCCUCGCUGCCACUUUAAAACUAAACAACGGUUGGCAAAGAGCACUCCGACGUUAGACAAUCGGUUGAAAUCAGUCACGAUGAUUUGAUCAUGGCAUGUUCGCAUGGUUUACCUAUGCCCGAAAAAACUUUUAAAAAAGUAGAUCGUUCUGGAUCAAUUCGAUGCCCAGAACAUUCGUAAAUGUUAUUUUAAAAUAUUAAGUAACAAACUGUUUGAGAAGAUUUUACGAUAGUUGUAUUUUUUCUAAAGAUCACCUUACUUAUGUGUACUUCACUAUUAUUAUCGUAAUGUUUUUAAAAACAUCCAUUCGUGUCUAACCAGCCAUAGACACGCAUGGAGUUGAGAAUGAUCUCAGUUAUUACUUGUACUAGGAAUAAUGAAUAUGGUAUUUAUGCGAAGAUCUAUGCUUUUGUUGUUUAAUGUAUUAAUGGCAUGUGCUGCGCGUCGUAUGAACAAUAUUGUAAGUACGUUUUAUCGAUUCUAUCUAAUGUCAUCUAGCUGUAUUCAAGUAUAAAUGGUUCAGCAUAAAAGAGGAAAUCUUUCAUAAAUUCGUAGAUGAUUAUGCGUGUAUUGAUAUGGUAAUUUUAUCGUUGUUGAAUAUUUACUUAUAAACUAUACAAUACUUGUUUUUAAUGUGUCGACGUAUGUCUAAGAUUUAACAUUAUUGAACAAUGUAAUUUCAAUAUUUAUCUUUGUGUAUGUGUGUUAUUAAAGUUAUCAAAUACUAUGUUAUUGGCUAUAUUUAUGUUUCUUAAAAAUGUUAUAUAUUCAGAAUGAAAUUUAAGAAGAAAAAUUCAAAGCUUUCUGACGAUUCUCGAAUGUGAUAUGAUCCAAAAAAUAUGUUAAAUGUUUCCGAAGGCUGUAGCACAACUUAGCUCUAGUGCACUUGUAGACUAUACUAGGACAAUAAAGAUAUAUCGCUUUCGUACGACUUUAUGUCACAAUUAGGCAAGACGUCUGUCUAUCGUUAUUAAAUAUCCAUUUCAUGUCUUCCGAAUAUUGGCAAACAUAAAGACUAUAAAUCGCGCAGUUAAAUCAUAAUAAAUUUAAACAAAUGAAGCCAUUCUCAUUCAAAAAUUGAAUAAAAAAAUUGAAAUCCUUAUGUACAACUACGAACAAUCUACAACUUACUGCAAAAUUGUAUUAUUCAU